UUGGUUUAAAGAAUGAAAAUAGAAAUGUUUUCUGUGUGGAAAUAAAAAAAAAGCAAGAAGAAUUGUUGUAAUGAUAAUAUGAUGACAAGAUAGUCAUUAAGAUACGUUUUUACGUUAAAUAAUAAAUAUUGACUGAUCAAGUGGAACAUUGGAACACGAGAAUGACAAGGAAGGCGGAACCUCAUAUACAAAGGAAGAUUGUUCCUGUAAUUAAGAUAGGUAUGGCGACAGGCGGGACAGUAAUGGCCCCAGGAGAUAAACUAGACGCUUCCAGGGACAAGCUGGGUAUCCAAGGUCAAGGUCUGAUGACCGUGCGGUCACAGGAUGGUUCCCUUGGCAUCAUUUCCGGGGACCACUCGCCCUCCGCCUCCCGUCCGUCCACCGCCACUUCCGGUGAACAAUCGGAGGCCAUUGGGAGCUUUUCAAUGCCGCAGGAAGCGGUAAACGUCUUAGAAACUGUGAUCGGGAUUAACAAGGCGCUUGAACAACAAAUAGACACUUUACGGAUGAGACUUACGGUGGAGUCGAAGAAUCAUGAGCAAGAAAAGUUAAAAAUAGUUAAGGUAAAAGAGAAGGAGAUCGACAAGAAAGAAGAUGAAAUAAGUGAACUCAAAGAUUCGCUUGUAAACAGGGAUGACAGAAUUUCACAUUUGGUAAGGGAGGGUAAUCAAAAAGAUGUGCAUAUAAGGGAGAAAGAACAAGAAAUAAAAGACUUAAAAGAUCUCGUGAAACAGACUGAGGAUUACGCAGAGCAGUUACAGAAAAGGGUGGACAAGUUGAAGGUGGAUAAACACAAAUUACAGUCGGAUGAGCUGUAUAAAGAACAAGAUAGUGAGAUACAAAAACUUCGGAAGGAGAUAGUGUCAAUGAAAGACAAAGUAAAUUCUGUGGAAAAGGAGCUUUCCAAAGCUAAAAACAUGGUAAAUCAGCAAAAUACAAGAAUCCAUGGACUUGAAACGGAAAAGGGUGCUAUAAGUGCGAAGUUUAAGGAGGAGGUUGAUAGAGCUAGUAGGGCAAUGCGAAGUGAGGUUGAAAGAAUGAGAGAAGUGAUGAAGCAACAAUACAUUGAAAUGAGAAAUCUCCGUGAACAAAACAAUGAAAUUUCCGGUGAUGUGAGAGAUAUCAAAGACAUCUUGUUAAAAGGUACGAUGAGGCCGGAAUUUGAUGUGAGACAAAAGACAUCAGAUAAAAUUGAUGUGAAAAAUAUUAAUUUUAGCUCACCUAGACCUAUGCAAAGAAGUCCAAACUUUGGAACCAGGGUGCCAUUAACAGCUCGUGGAGCUAUACAGCAAAAACCAAACGGCACGAUGCGUGCUUCCAUGCCUAGUAUGACAGCAGCAAAGCAGACGACAAGUACGCGCGCGCAGGGAGGACUUCCGCCAAUCAGCAAAGCAGAAGAUACCGUCGUAAAUGGUAAAUGGAUUCCGGCUGGUAGACAUUCUACUGUGAUCAAUAAGUCUUCGAAAGGGAAACGGAAGUGAAGUUUUCGUGGAUUUUUUUCUGGCAAUGGUUUUACUUUAAUUGCGAUUGACCUUGACAGUGUGCUUUAAUCAGGUGCUAGAAUGCUAUUCGAAAUGGAAACAUGUCACGUGACACUCUUUUUGCUGACCACGUGUCUGGUUAAAGCGCGAUCUUAGUUCAUACCUAGUCAUUUCCAAUGUUGCUUUGUUUUGAAUCUAUUUUCGGUUUAUCCCGAAAAUAUACGAUGUUAAAGGUUGUGAAAUGGACGCGGUAACAGAAGAACAAAAUUACAGAACUGCUGUAAUUUGAACAUUGCUUUAUGCCUGUGAUACUAUUUUGCUGACCAAGUUGUGCCAAUGUGCUAUAUUUAUGCUAAUCAGAAGUAAAUGAUUAAUUGAA
This is a messenger RNA of Mya arenaria, 1860 nucleotides long. Its product is annotated as chromosome partition protein Smc-like. Bases 162 to 1481 code for a protein of 439 amino acids. The record is from RefSeq and is a predicted model, not a curated record. NCBI's taxonomy places the organism in Eukaryota, Metazoa, Mollusca, Bivalvia, Myida, Myidae. The transcript is spliced from 3 exons.